AUGCGCUUCCGCUGUGCCCUAAGCCGGGCCGAAAUCCUACACAGUCUCAACACAUCUAUACCUUUUACUGUAUUCCCUUCCUCGGCGACCCGUCACUUUACAACGGCACCGUUGGAAAAGUGCAGUGUUAGUAACACAAGCGCUUCCGAUGAGAUGGGGACUGUAUCUUCCACUGGCUGGAGUGCUCAGUUUGAGCGCCGACACAGUCCAGCAAUAGAUAGCAACCGCCUAGACGAAAGCCGAUUUUUGGACAAGGGUCGACAAGUGAGCACGUGUUUCCAAGCACCGGGUUUUUUGCUGCGAGGUUCGAAUGGAGCAAGUUCCACAACGACCUGUGCGCCUUCAACUUCAACCGCUGAGCCAGGUCGUCCGUCAGAAAUCGCUCUGAAUCUGUCAACAAAAACCGCCUCGGAUCGAAACCCCAAUAGCACGUCCGACAGACUGCCCCCAUCGACUACCACCCAGCCGAUUCAGAUCUUCAACCAUAUCCACCCGCCAGCGAUUCCGUUCACCUUUGAGCAUUCGGCGUUUCAAUGUUACUGUCCUUUCUACACUAAGUUUCACGACCCUAGCCGUUUCUGUUGUGCCAACAUACCCCCGACUAACCCGAGUACAACGACCAGAAAUUCUCACGAAAACGUCUAUUUUUCCCAUCCGUGCUCGAUGCCUUUCCCUCUUGUGCAAGUUAGGAACUUACCCGGCGCUAACGCUGUAGUACCCGAACCGCAACAACCCAGCGUCGACGAAAACCUUCGUAUGCGCGAACUGCCGUUAAAAUUUCCACUACCAUCGGACAAAGCUGGCGAACCGCUCGAUCUUCUCCCACGUUCGCUCUACACAAGCAAAUCGCGCAAGGGACAUUUAUGCAUAUACUGCGGAAAACUGUACUCCAGGAAGUACGGACUUAAAAUCCACCUGCGCACACACACCGGGUACAAACCCCUGAAAUGCAAGGUAUGUCUGCGUCCUUUUGGUGACCCUAGCAAUUUGAACAAACACAUUCGCUUGCACGCGGAAGGCGACACGCCAUACAGGUGUGAGUUUUGUGGUAAGGUCUUGGUGCGCCGGCGAGAUCUCGAGAGACACAUCAAGUCACGGCAUCCAUCUGAGGCCGACAAAUCCGAGGCAAGAGAGGUAGUCGACGAAGAGGAGCCAAUGCCGGCUCUUAAAGUCGAAGCUGACGGUGAUACAACAGAAGAAGAAACGAACUCUUGA
This is a messenger RNA of Acanthosepion pharaonis, 1215 nucleotides long. NCBI's taxonomy places the organism in Eukaryota, Metazoa, Mollusca, Cephalopoda, Sepiida, Sepiidae. The record is from the annotation of a GenBank genome assembly.